Morone saxatilis (striped sea-bass) is the source of this 3081-nucleotide messenger RNA. Its product is annotated as probable assembly chaperone of rpl4. Gene Ontology annotation, molecular function: protein binding. The coding region runs from base 122 to 1387 and encodes 421 amino acids. Lineage: Eukaryota; Metazoa; Chordata; Actinopteri; Moronidae. The transcript has 11 exons. The record is from RefSeq and is a predicted model, not a curated record.
UGCGCACUGCAUUCCUUCAGCUCAACUAUACUUGCUUUCCACGCGUGUGGAAGAUUCACACUUUAGGAAAAGUCUGUUUUUAAGACAGUAAUUGUGGUUAUAAGACUUGUUUGUCAGCACUAUGGGAGGACAGACAAAGGGCAAAAAGAAAAACAAACCGAAGAGGAAAGACAACCGCUCAAAAAGUGAUGCAGGAUUUGUUGGGUUGUUACCCCAGGAAAGGAUGAAAGUAAGAAUGCACGAAAAAGCCAAGAAGAAGACAGCUGAGAAGUACUCCGUGGAACAACUACUAGAAAAGACAGAGGAAUGCAUGGACUCUUUUGACUUUGAGAUGGCUGCCCUUUUCUGCCAACGAGCCCUGGAUGUGGAGUCUGACAACCUGCAAGCUCUAGACAUGCAGGGGCACAUCUGUUCUGAACUAGGAAACACGCAGAAAGCUAAGGAAGUGUUUCUGCGUGCAGUGGAGCUGAGCCCAGAUGUAGGCCAUAGUAAGUACAUGUACCUGGGACAAAUCCACACAGGGCAGGAGGCUGUGGACUACUACACUAGAGGAAUACAAGUCCUGCUGGCUGCAUUGGACAAACAAGCACAGACCACACAGGCUCAGGCUGGAGCUGCUGCCCCAACAGAUGAGGACCCUGAGCUCCCCACAGCGAAGGAUGUUUGUGUAGCCUACUGCUCCAUCGCUGAGAUUUACCUAGCAGACCUCUGCAUGGAGGAGGGAGCUGCAGACAAGUGCAGAGAGUUCAUUGAAAAAGCGUUACACUAUCACUAUGACAACCCUGAGGCUCUGCAGCUCAUGGCCAGUUACCUGUUCAGCACAGAGAGAAACCAGGAAGGCAGAGAAUACCUGUUGAAGAGUGUUGAAUUGUGGCUACCUUCCCAGAAACAGAGUGCAGCUUCUUCCAGCGCAGAGGAAGACAUGCAGAAUGAGAUCCCUCCGUACGAGUCUCGCAUCACCACAGCCAAACUGCUCAUCGAGGCAGAGGAAUACGAGAUGGCAGUUGAUGUGUUGGAGGGUCUUCUGGAGGAGGAUGAUGAAGUUGUACAGGUGUGGUAUCUCUCUGGAUGGGUGUGCUACCUCCAGUUGGAAAAAGCAAAGGAGCAGCAAGAGGGAGAGAGAAGAGAAGUGACUGAUGAGGAGAAGGAGGAGUGGAAUGCAUUGAAGGAGGCGGGCCGAUCGUACCUGACCAAUGCUAAGAAGUUGUACAAUAAGCUGCGAUGCGAUGACCAGCCGAUGUUGGAGCAUGUGGAGCAGCUGCUAGGCGAGCUGGGAGGAGAGAUGGAGGCAGAGGAGGGAGACCCACUCUUGGAUGACGAUUAUGAACCCUGUAGUGAUGAGGAGGAGGAGGAGGAGGACGAUGCAGAUGCACCCAUGGAACAUUGACCACAGCCCCUUGCUUGCACUUCUUGAUUUCACUUUCCUCCAUCAUGCUUCCCUCUAGUUAAAAUGUUCUGGUGCAUUCUCUAAAGUGCCUUUUUUUUUUAACUGGUUAUCCUUUCAUACCCAUUUAUCGAAGAUGAAAUUUUAAUUCAAGUGAGAUGCACAAUGAGUGGCAUUAAAAGCUGCAGUCUACUCAAUCUCUUUCAGUCAGUUGUUUAAUGCUUUUGGUGAAAUAAGUGCAUACUUGAGUUAUGCUUCCCCUAAUCUCUUUGACAGAUGUUGCUUUACUUUUCACCAGCAGCAAAGGCUAAACACCUUUGAACUGCUGAAUUUUGGAAUUUGAAACUGCUUAUACACACCCACGCAUGGGUUUCUAUAAGCAAAUGUAUAUGGCACAUGCGUCCACGCACAAACACACAAAGGCUGCACAUUAAUGGCUUCUGCUCCUUUCUCUAUACAACAACAACAGCAAUAACAGCAGUAGCAGCAGUGUUUCCCUCUCUGACUGCAGUAAAGUGAAAUAUCUCAUUGGGGUGUAAGGAUUAUUAGAAAACUGUGUCUGCCAACAAACAGUUGAUGCUAUCUUUACAUGUAAUGGUUCUAAUAUUCCAAGUUCAUGUGCAAUUCUUGAAUUUUUAUGCUAUUCAGUUUAUUCUCCGGCUUUGUAUUUCCCCCCUUUUUUGUUAACUCAUUACAUUCAAUAAGACAAGACACAAUAGAGAGAAUUUGACAUUAACUUAUGCAGCAUGCGUUUCACUCUCUGCUUGACUGUUCAAAGUGUCUAGCACAAAGCCUUUCAGAAAGGAGAAACGGGAAACUCUGACUUCUUUUUUUUUUUUGACUAGUUUUCACAUUGCAGCCUUUUAAAAUUCUCAGACAGGGUUAUGUAGUGUAAUGGCAUGGGUUAUGGUAAUGGCAUGGCACAAUAAUGGACCAAUGCUUUUCAUUUUUUACAACUGAGGUGCAGCAAGGUGAAGAGGCACAGUUUUGAGUGGUAGACGGCUACACAUGCAGCAAUUUUUUGUAUACAAAAAAAGACAUUUGAACAUUUUUUUUUUUGUAACCAGCAACAAAAAAAAACUAAAAAUGUAACAUUCACAGCAUGACAAACUACUGCUUCAGGCCAGAGGUGUCGGACUGAAAAUAAAAAAAAACGUACAUUGUGGCAGUAUUGGAUACACAUACCUAAUAUCUUGAAAUCUUACACACAAACACACAUGCAGUCUAUUGAUGUGUCUCUCGCUUUUGCUUCUUCAUUUUUGCCUCAACAUAAUAGGGUUUUAAAACUCAGUUUAUACAUUAUCUUUGUAUUCACCUGCAAAAUAAAUCACACAGAACACUAGUGACUUUCUUAAGCCCUGAUAUAUCUUUUUCCCCCCCAUAAACUGACAUUUUCUUCAGAUGCCUUUAAUAGUUGGACUGUGACAUCCAUGCUGUUCUACACAUCCACCACCGAGUAUUUCUCCAUGCCCUAUGCCUGUUAACAAACACAACACACCACAGGCAUUCACUGCUGCGCGGCCCCUUUGAAGAAUUUCAUAACUGGUAAAUGGGAACGUUAUCUGAGAUCCUGCUCCCGAUAGUGACCCAGCUGCAAGCUGAGAGGCCUGUUCGGGAAUACAGGGGUUCAGAUACCAUCAUCUGAUUGUGUGUGUUUGUGUUUAAAGUGCGUAAAAUAAAGCUCAGGAGAAACGUUA